AUGGAUGAUCAGCUCAAUGCAGAACUGCUCAAACUGUUUGAACUGUGUUUAGAGCAGAAGCCCCUCGGCGAGCCGCAGCGGACACAGAAGCCCCUCGGUGGGCCGCAGCGGACACAGAAGCCCCUCGGCGAGCCGCGGCGGACACAGAAGCGACUGUGUGUAAGGAGGAAAAGAGGAAGGAAGGAAAGGAGUAAGGAGGAAAAGAGGAAGGAAACUAAACCAGUUGCAUUUGCUGUUCGCACAAAUGUCAACUACAGCCCGAGUCACGAUGACGACGUCCCCGUGCCGGGAAUGGCCAUCUCCUUUGAGGCUAAAGACUUCCUCCAUGUCAAAGAGAAAUUCAACAAUGACUGGUGGAUAGGACGCCUGGUGAAGGAAGGCUGUGAAAUCGGUUUCAUCCCGAGUCCGGUGAAGAUUGAAAACAGUCGAAUCCUCCAGGAACAGAGAGCCAAACAGGGCAAGUUCCACUCCAGUAAACUGGGAGCAAACUCAUCGUCUAGUUUAGGUGAAGUGGUUCCUAACUCACGGAAAUCUACUCCUCCUUCGUCUGCCAUUGACAUAGACGCCACAGGCUUAGACCCCGAGGACAAUGAGCUUCCAGUCAACCUGCGCUCCCCUAAAGCCAGUCCAAACACUGUCAUGUCACCCCUAGCAAAAGAGAAACGAAUGCCUUUCUUUAAGAAGACGGAACACAUUCCUCCGUAUGACGUUGUGCCUUCUAUGCGGCCCGUGGUUCUGGUUGGACCGUCACUGAAGGGCUACGAGGUUCGUCAACGCUCUGAUAUCUGUUUUAUUUUAUUUUAUGUUUUGAUGUUUGAAGGAAAAAUAUCAAUCACUCGAGUCACGGCGGACAUCUCUCUUGCCAAACGCUCCGUCCUGAACAAUCCCAGCAAGCACGCCAUCAUCGAACGCUCCAACACACGCUCAAACUUGGCGGAGGUCCAGAGUGAGAUCGAGCGGAUUUUCGAACUGGCUCGGACGUUACAGCUGGUUGUUCUGGACGCCGACACCAUCAACCACCCGUCGCAGCUGGGAAAGACUUCGCUCGCCCCCAUCAUCGUCUACGUCAAGAUCACCUCUCCCAAGGUGCUGCAGAGGCUCAUCAAAUCCAGAGGAAAGUCUCAGGCCAAACACCUCAACGUACAGAUGGUGGCGGCGGACAAACUGGCCCAGUGCCCUCCUGAGAUGUUUGACAUCAUCCUAGAUGAGAACCAGCUGGAGGACGCGUGUGAGCAUAUGGCCGAUUACCUGGAGGCCUACUGGAAAAGCACUCACCCAACCAGCUGCAACCCUCCCAACCCACUGCUAACAAAGCUGCCCACGGCCACUUUACCCUCCAGCCCGGCCCCGGUCUCCGUCGUGCAGAGCGGCGGAGCAGAGCAGAAAGGAGACAAAGCGUUAGUGGAGAGGAAGGGCUCCCGAGAGGACCACCAUCAUCACCACCACCACCACCACCAGAACCAGAACCAGGCCGACGCCGAGGCCGAGGGGGACGCCAACGAGGAGGAGGAGGAGGAGCGGCCGCUGAGGACGGAGUCGUCAAGGAGAGCCCAGCACAUCCACCACCGUUCGUCUUCCACCAGGACUGAGCACCACAACCACCAUCACCACCACCACCACCACAGCGGCCGGGGCAGGGGUCUCUCCCGGCAGGAGACUUUGGACUCGGAGACCCCCGAGAGCAGAGAGAGCCGAGAGAGCCGGGAGAGCCGGGAGAGCAAGGACUCGGCUUAUAACGAGCCGCGCACUCAGCUCCACCACCAGGAAGAAGAGGAGGAGGAGGAGGAAGAGGAGGAGGAAGUGGAGGACGAGGAGGAGGAAGAGGAGGAGGAGGAUGAGGAGGAUCUAGGGGAGGGGCAUCCUCAACAGCAGCAGCGAUACGAGCCGCUGCCCCACCGGGACCACAACCACCACCAUCACCACCACCACCAUCACCGAGGGGGAGCGGAUGAAGCCGGACACAGCACGGGACACCACCGCUCCAAAGAGCGAGAGCAGGACCAUAACGAACGGAACAAGCAGCGCUCUCACCACCACCACCGGCCCACGCGUGACCACCACCACCACUACUACGACCGGGACAGAGACAGGGACCGAGAGGGGGAGGUGGCGGUGGCUCCCAAAAAGAGGGGGGAUGGAGGGGAAUGGGCCAGAGACUCCUACAUCCACCAGUGA
Messenger RNA from Scomber japonicus (chub mackerel), 2175 nucleotides. RefSeq names its product calcium channel, voltage-dependent, beta 2a (gene cacnb2a). The coding region runs from base 1 to 2175 and encodes 724 amino acids. NCBI's taxonomy places the organism in Eukaryota, Metazoa, Chordata, Actinopteri, Scombriformes, Scombridae. Gene Ontology annotation, molecular function: high voltage-gated calcium channel activity; protein binding. Gene Ontology annotation, biological process: calcium ion transmembrane transport; chemical synaptic transmission; regulation of voltage-gated calcium channel activity. The transcript is spliced from 14 exons. The record is from RefSeq and is a predicted model, not a curated record. Gene Ontology annotation, cellular component: voltage-gated calcium channel complex.